Messenger RNA from Corylus avellana, 2301 nucleotides. The record is from RefSeq and is a predicted model, not a curated record. Lineage: Eukaryota; Viridiplantae; Streptophyta; Magnoliopsida; Fagales; Betulaceae.
AUGCACGAUCUUGUCAACGACUUAGCAAAGUUUGUUUCUGGACAAUUUAUCUUUAGGCUGGAGGGUGUUAGUUUUCACGAAAUUGUGAACAAGGCUCGGCACUUGUCGUAUUUCAGAACAAGAUUUGACAACUUUAACAAGUUCGAGGGUCUUUUUGAGGUUAAGCGGUUGCGCACCUUCUUGCCAUUAGAAUUUUCCAUAUUGGACAACAAUUUGUCUGAAAAGGUACCGGAUGUUCUAUUGCCAAAGCUAAGAUGUUUACGGGUACUCUCUUUGUCUCAUUAUGAAAAUUUGGCUAACUUGCCUGAUUCAAUUGGCAAAAUUAAACAACUACGUUAUUUGGACAUUUCUUUUACUGCAGUUAAAAGGUUACCUAAUUCCGUGUGUAAGUUGAUCAAUUUGCAAACACUCAACUUGUCAGGGUGUAACAAUCUAGUUGGAUUGCCUAGGGAUAUGCGGAAACUCAUUAAUCUACGUCAUCUUGAUUUUACUAGAACUGACAUAUUGGAGAUGCCGAUACAUUUGGGUAGCUUAAGAAGUCUACAAACGUUGACAAAAUUUAUUAUUGGCAGCCGUAAUGGGUCUUGCAUUGGAGAGUUGGGAAAACUUACAAAUCUUCGAGGAAAGCUUGCUAUUUUGAACCUUCAAAAUGUUGUCUCUUCUAUUGAUGCCGCAGAUGCAGGCCUGAAGGACAAGAAGCACAUUGAGGAGUUGAUGUUGGAAUGGAAAGCUGGUACUGUUUUUUUAGAAAGUCAAAGAACUAUACUUGACAGUCUCCAGCCUCAUUCAAAUUUGAAAAUUCUCACUAUCAACAACUAUGGUGGUCAAAGUUUUCCAGAUUGGGUAGGGCAUGAUUCAUUCUUUAAUAUGGUAUCUCUUCAUCUAAACAAGUGUAAGUUUUGUUGUAACUUGCCAUCGCUAGGACAGCUACCCUCUUUGCAGAACCUGUCUAUUGUUGAGUUUGAUCGAGUUGUUAGGGUGGGUCCUGGAUUUUAUGGUAGUGGUUUGUCUUCAAUUAGGCCAUUUAAAGCAUUGAAAGUUCUAAAGUUCGAGUUGAUGUUGAAGUGGGAGGAAUGGUUUGCCUUUGGAGCUGAAAAUGAAGGUGAAGCUUUUCCUCUCCUCCAAGAGCUUUAUAUUCAUGAUUGUCCCAAGCUAACAAGAAGGUUGCCCAUCCAUCUUCCUUCUUUAGCCAAACUUGAGAUCACAGAAUGUCCACUAUUGGUGUCUUCACUCCCAAUGUUUCCUGCUAUAUGUCAAUUGAAUCUAACACGUAAUGAGGUUUUGUUAAAGGAAUUGCCAACUAGAAUACAGGUUCUCAAAGUUGGAGGAUUUGAUGCACUAGAUUCCCAAGCCAACAUAAUGAUGGGGCCCAGUAGUUCUCUUCAAGAGUUAGAAGUCAGUGACUGUUCUUCGUUUGUGUCCCUUUCCAAGGGUGAUCUAGCAUCUACAUUAAAAUCCCUUAUCAUCAGGAAUUGUGGGAUUUUAGAGCUCCCAAUGUACCCGAUCUUUUCAUUCCUUAAAAAAUUGUACUUAUAUGAUAUUAAUGAUUCUCUCAAGUCCGUCCCAUUGGACUUAUUUCCAAAGCUUUGUGAUAUCUAUAUCUUUGGGUGUAGGAAUUUGGAAUCUUUGACAGUUUCUGAAGAACAUAGACAUGAUUUAAUGACAUUGCAAAUACAUAUCAUAGAUUGCCCUUGUUUUGUAUCUUUUCCAAAAGGUGGAUUGCGUGCCCCCAGCCUUACAUUGCUUUGGGUUUGGACUUGUGGAAGUUUGAGGUCACUACCAGAUAAGAUGCACAUUUUUCUCCCAUCUCUUGAGGAUUUGCAAAUAGUUGACUGUGCAAAAGUUGAGUCAUUUCCUGAGGGGGGCUUGCCUUCUAGUCUAAAAUCAGUUUCCAUUGUUGAUUGUGACAACCUAGUUGAUUUACGAAUGGAAUGGGGUUUGCAAAAGCUCCCCUUUCUUAAAAGUUUGUUUAUUUGUGGCGAAAACGGAGAUGCAAAGUCCUUUCCAGAGGUGGGAUUGCUGCCAACAAAUCUGACUGUUCUUCAAAUAAAGAAUUUUCCAAGUUUAAAAUCUUUGGAUAAUAGGGGAUUUCAACACCUCGCCUCUCUUGAAGAAUUGCGGAUUUAUAACUGUCCUAUGCUCAAUUACAUGCCAGAAGAGGGGUUGCCUGCCUCCGUUUCUGUUUUACUGAUCAAUAAUUGUCCUUUGCUAAAGAAACAACUUCACAAGAAAAGAGGAAAAGAAUGGCUCAAGAUUGCUCAUGUCCACCUAAUAAUGAUUGAUGAUGAAUUGAUUGAAUGA